UUCACUGCAAAACUCGGAAUUAAAGAGGGUUUCAACGGAUUCAAUUUCUUCCAUCAUGUCUCAAGGAAUGAAUACUUUGAGGAUCUUGGUGUUGAUUGCUCUAGUCAAUGCAUGCUUGUCCGUGUCAAAUCGAUGUCUUCCUGGAGACUCAUGCUUUCCGGCCAACAUUGAACUCAUCAAGUUCAUAGAAACUUUGGAUGGAAAACUUCAUUUUCCACAUACUGCUGAAUAUGAUCGUCUGGUAGUACAGAGAGAGACCAUAUAUACCAAGUUUCCUGUCGCCAUUGCUGAGGUGAAAAACGUGGCUGACAUUCAGAAAUCCAUUCUUUUUGCACGGAAAUAUAACCUAUUGGUAUCCGUCAAAACGUCCGGGCACGAUUUCAUUGGUCGAUCCACUGCUCAUGGAAGUCUGAUGAUUUACGUAGGGAGUAUGAAUUCCACUAAAGUAAACUUGUCUUCUACAAGGAGUCCUGCUGGUGAGAUCACAUGUGAAAGCGGAAACACGUGGUUAAAAGUUUACGAAGAGGUUGAUAAAUACAAUCGGGUGAUCAUCGGUGGUAGUGCUCACACAGUCAGUAUGGCUGGUUACACGCUGGGAGGCGGCCAUAGUCCGAUGUCCCGGAUGUUUGGUAUGGCAGUGGAUAAUUUACUAGAACUGGAGCUUGUGACAGCUGACGGUCGAAUCGUACUAGCCAACGAUCAAAUGACCCAUAUUACAUAUCCUAAUGGCAGUGUUACCACAUCGACCGAUACAGACAUUUUCUGGGCUUCCAAAGGGGGUGGAGGAGGAACAUAUGGCGUGGCAACCAAAUUCACUUUCAAACUGCAUUACGCCGCCCCUCAAGUUGUACAGUUAGUCUGUGCAUACCCCAUUAUCCGCUCAAAUGGACAACACAUAGGUUUUCCCGUUUUACAGAAAAUAUUUUCCCUGAUUCAAAAUUUGCCAAAGGAGUGGGGUGGAUAUCUGAUAGGCAGUGGCGUUCCAGCAGCCAAUGGUAACUGGGGGAAUAUUUAUGUAGCUCUUAACCAUUACGGAUCAUAUGCCUCAGCCACCCGGAUGUACGUGAAUGAAUUAUAUAACUUCCACAAAGAAUGGCAAACUUUCUGUUUUUAUGCAAACCGUACUACUUUCCUUGAUUAUGAAGUUACAGCCAAAGAUCCCGAGUAUUAUGCAGGAUACAUAAUGAACACUCUCUUGCAAAAUGACAGCUUUACCGACUCGCUUACAACGUUCCUUGUAAAUGAACUAGAAAGAGAGCACACAAACAUUAGUUCAUUCUCCUUUACAGGAACUCUUUUGGGAGGUGAAAUGAUGAAAGUGGGAACCCACGACACUUCAGUCCAUCCUGGUUUUAGAACAGCUUUAAUGUCGUUGUCUGCCACUAUAGGUUGGUCACCAGAAACCUUGGAUUACAGCGGCCUUCCGGAAAGAGGCGCCAAAGUCGGCGAGCAGUUGAGCCAAUUCGGCAACGGUCAGUACCCCAACGAGGCAGGUAUGGACGUCAUCAAUUGGAAAUCAGAAUUCUGGGGCACAAAUUACAAACGCCUUCUGGACAUCAAACAUAAAUGGGACCCAGACAACUUUCUCACGUGUAGGGAGUGUGUAGGAUCCGAAAGCAACGGUCAUCUUUCGUCUCAUCAUGGCUCUCACGGAGGAAGUUUCGGAGGUCCUGUUGUUGGAUGACAUGGCCUCUAAUUUUCUUCACAUGUUUAUGUCUACCACUUUUGAAAAUUAAAUGAAUUAUGAUCAU
Ostrea edulis (European flat oyster) is the source of this 1751-nucleotide messenger RNA. RefSeq lists its product as uncharacterized. NCBI's taxonomy places the organism in Eukaryota, Metazoa, Mollusca, Bivalvia, Ostreida, Ostreidae. The record is from RefSeq and is a predicted model, not a curated record. Gene Ontology annotation, molecular function: FAD binding; oxidoreductase activity. The transcript is spliced from 4 exons. Bases 56 to 1684 code for a protein of 542 amino acids.